ACAUCGAUCGAUCUCUCUUUUUAAUUAAUCUAGAGCAAACACAAUGGAGUCUUCCUGGCCGAAGCUAGCGCUGCUGCUUCUAGCUCUGGCAUCAUCAGCAUCCUACGUGGCGGCCCAGAACUCGCCACAGGAUUUCCUGGACCCACACAACGCGGCUCGUGCUGACGUGGGCGUGGGCCCGGUGACGUGGGACGACACGGUGGCGGCGUACGCGCAGAGCUACGCCGACAGCCGUCGCGGCGACUGCCAGCUGGUGCACUCUGGUGGCCCCUACGGGGAGAACAUCUACGGCGGCGCCGGCGGUGGCGCCAGCUGGACGGCGGCGGACGCCGUGGCGGCGUGGACGGCGGAGAAGCGGUUCUACCACCACGACGGCAACAGCUGCGACGAGGGCCAGGUGUGCGGGCAUUACACCCAGGUCGUGUGGAGGGAUUCCACUGCCGUUGGGUGUGCUCGUGUUGUUUGUGACUCUGGCGAUGGACUGUUUAUUAUCUGUAACUAUAAUCCGCCUGGUAACUACGUCGGACGGAGCCCUUAUGCCACGGCCAUGGCCACCAUGUCCUCCGCCCAGAACGCGCCGUCAGACUACGUCCGCCUCCACAACGCGGCCCGGGCCGCCGUGGGCGUCGGCGCCGUGUCCUGGGACAACACGGUGGCGGCGUACGCGCAGAGCUACGCCGACAAGCGGAAAGGGGACUGCGCGCUGAGGCACUCGGGCGGGCGCUACGGGGAGAACAUCUUCUGGGGCUCGGCCGGCGCCGAGGCCGCCAGCGCCGUCGGGUCGUGGACGGACGAGAAGAAGAACUACCACCAUGACGGGAAUCGCUGUGAUUCGGGGAAAGUUUGUGGGCAUUACACGCAGGUGGUGUGGAGGAAGUCGACUGCCAUCGGGUGUGCUCGUGUUGUUUGUGAUGCCGGGCGUGGGGUUUUCGUUGUUUGUAGCUAUAACCCGCCGGGGAACUUCAACGGGGAGAGCCCCUAUUAGUUGCUUUAUACAUCCUCCGUCCUAAAAUAAGUGACGUGGAUUUGUACAUUCAAGUCACUUAUUGUGAAACGGAGGGAGUAGUAUAUAUAGCACAAUAAAAUUGGUUGCAUGUAUGUGUAUGUAUAUGCAUGCUGCCGGAGGCUGUGAUCGAUCAGGGUUGUGAACUUAUGACAAAUUAUAUGAUAAAUAAAGGGUAAAUAAAAGCCACAGUUGGCGAAAUUUAACAAA
Molecule: messenger RNA, 1213 nt
Organism: Brachypodium distachyon (stiff brome)
Lineage: Eukaryota; Viridiplantae; Streptophyta; Magnoliopsida; Poales; Poaceae
Product: pathogenesis-related protein PRB1-3
Exons: 2
Coding region: 44-985 (313 amino acids)
Cellular component (GO): extracellular region
Source: RefSeq, a predicted model, not a curated record